AUGCAUUGGUCUGCCCGCCUCACUCUUCUUUUGGUCCUGUCAUUCGUGGCGGGAGCUGCUGCUACCUCCAAUCCAAGGGCAUAUACCAUCCAGUCUACCAGUUGCAGAGCUGUGGAUCGCGUCUUGAAUGAGGAGGUCAACAUUACCAUUGAUUAUGUGGAUGUCAACCCAACCGCAGAGAAGAGCAUCAUCAUGGUCCACGGCUGGCCCAGUCUUUGGAGCUCUUGGGGGUACCAGAUUGAAGAGUUCAAGGACGAGUAUCGCAUGAUAGCCAUCGACGUUCGUGGCUUCGGGGGUUCAACACACCCCGCUGAUGUACAGUCAUCCAGUACGUUGGCCGAUAUCACUGGCGAUCUCACUUGUGUCCUCGGACAUGUUGGGAUCCAAUCUGCCGUUUGUCUCGGUCAUGACUGGGGUGCUGAGGUUUGCUAUGAGGCUGCCCGGAGACGACCUGAUGUCUUCUAUGCCCUGGUUGGCGUGACUGUUCCGUAUAUGCACUCUGCCGGUCCCUUUGCGGACAGCGCUCAGCUCGCAGCAGUCAUGCCUAAGCUGGCGUACCAAGUUUUCUUCGAGAACCAUACGACAGAAGCCGUAGCAGAGCUGAACAAGGAUAUCAGGAGAAGCUUGCGCGCUACUUUGCGCACUGUCAACAGCACCCCUCCAGACAGCUUCCUCACAAGCGUCAAUACCUACCUCGGUGCAUAUGACAAUGUAACGGAGAUUCCUCCCAUUCCAUUCUUCACCUCGGACGACGAAGACUAUUUUGUCGAACGGUUCAGCAUACAGAAAUUUGACCAUACUCUCAUCUUCUACACUCGCGGAAACCGCUAUGGAACAUGGCAAUCUACUCAAGCGCAAGCGAAUUACACCAUUCCUCAGCCCGUCUUGUCUGUUUUGCCUCUAAACGAUCCUGUCGCAGACUGGGUGUUCGCCGCCAAGUACUUGAAAUCAGCGGCGUUCCUCCCACAACUGACGACCAAGACAAUGGAAGGUGCCCACUGGCCCCACCUCGAGCACCCCCAAGUGUUCAACGGCAUUCUCAGAGCAUGGUUAGAGACCUUGGAGUAUUCCCUUACGCCAGCCCAGCGAGUCUUCUCAGACGAGUUGUAA
Molecule: messenger RNA, 1110 nt
Organism: Suillus paluster
Lineage: Eukaryota; Fungi; Basidiomycota; Agaricomycetes; Boletales; Suillaceae
Product: Alpha/Beta hydrolase protein
Exons: 10
Coding region: 1-1110 (369 amino acids)
Molecular function (GO): hydrolase activity
Source: RefSeq, a predicted model, not a curated record